CAGUGAGAUUAAACCGCAUAAUUAUUCACCUUUGGUAAAGUUCCUUUUUUUUUGUUGUUGUGGGAUGAUCAUCAGAUUCCACCACUCGAUUGGCAUCGCAAACCAACCCCUCAUCAUACCGAAAUCACCUCAAAAAUUUCUCUUCUUUUUUUGCUGCCCCUCAAAUCUUCCUGUUUAUAUAUCGACACUUUCAGAUAAUAAUUCGAUCGUUUGACAAAUUGUUGAGGGAGAGCCCACCCCACCUUGAUUGCGGGUAUUUUAAUUACUAUUCCUUAUUCCUCUAUUUGACUUCUAAUGGAAAAAAGAAUUUUAGAACAAUUGAGUUGAAACCCAACUCGGUUGUCAAAUUCUUUCAAUCUUCUUGUUCUUUAACGUGCAGCUCUUGUUGGGUCUGCUCCAGAAGUUAACGGAUGCUCUUGGUUUGAGGAAAAUCAGCCCUUGGUAUGGUUCUUUACCUUCACGAAUUUGUUCUCGUGCUUGGAGCUGAUAAGGGUUUUGGGUUUUUUUAUUUUUUUAUUUUUGGGGAAAGAGACUGGAGCUCUAUAGGUUUAAGUCUAGUUGUUUUUGAUCGGGAUAAUUUGUUUGAUCGCGAGCUGAGUAGAAUUCCCCAUGUCUGAGAGAAAGAUGCAGCCCUUCUCGUUCUUUGAGACCAGGAGGCUACUCUUCUGUGUAGUCUCCUUCUCAGUCUUCCUCCUCUUCUUCUCUUGCUUCACUCUUCUCAAGUCCAGCAACAGUAACUCACUCAUACCUGAUUCAGUUCUCUUGCUCAUGCUCCCCAAUAACACGCUAGCCUCAAAUGCCAGGCGUAUCGAUAGAAAACACCCUCCUACAACAGCCCCUCAAGGUGUUCGAGGAAAUUCCGGCGCUCAAAGAGAGAAGACAACUUGUGAUGUAAGUGAGGCCGGACUCAAGGUUUAUAUGUACGACUUGCCUCCUGAAUUCCAUUUUGGGUUGCUGGAUUGGAAAGGGACGAGAAGGAACCAGAUAUGGCCGGAUGUUGGUAAUUUGGAUGGGAUUCCAAGGUACCCUGGUGGGCUAAAUGUUCAGCACAGUGUAGAGUAUUGGUUGACGUUGGAUCUCCUUGCUUCGAAUGCUCCUAGCAUAGUGAGGCCUUGCACCACAAUUAGAGUGAACGACUCGAGGGAAGCUGAUGUGUUCUUCGUGCCGUUCUUCUCAUCAGUGAGCUAUAAUCGACAUUCUAAGCUUCGCGGUAGAGAGAAGAUUAGCAGAAACAAUUUCUUGCAGGAUAAAUUGGUGAAGUUCUUGGUUAAGCGAGAGGAGUGGAAGAGAUGGGGAGGAAAGGAUCAUAUCAUUCUAGCGCAUCACCCGAAUAGUAUGCUGGAGGCUAGGAAUAAGUUGGGGUCUGCUAUGUUCUUGCUUGCAGAUUUCGGGAGAUACCCAGUUGAGAUCGCGAACAUAAAGAAGGAUAUUGUGGCCCCUUAUGUUCACGUAGUCAACUCCGUUGGAAAGGAUUCCGCCCCCUUUGAAGACCGCCCUACAUUGGUUUAUUUCCAAGGAGCCAUCGUUAGGAAGGAUGGUGGCAUGAUUCGUCAGGAGCUCUAUCAACUUCUCAAAGAUGAAAAGGAUGUACAUUUCACUUAUGGAAGUGCACGGGGAGGUGGAAUCAAACAAGCAGGACAAGGAAUGGCUUCAUCAAAAUUUUGCCUCAAUAUAGCAGGAGAUACUCCAUCUUCAAACCGUCUCUUCGAUGCUAUUGUGAGCCACUGUGUGCCUGUUAUUAUAAGCGAUGACAUUGAACUCCCAUUCGAGGAUAUCUUAGAUUAUUCAGAGUUUUCGGUAUUUGUCCGUGCUUCUGAUUCUGUCAAGAAGGGAUUUCUAGUGAAGCUACUGAGGGGAAUUGACCGUGAUGAAUGGAUAAAGAUGUGGAAGAGAUUGCAGCAAAUUGCUCAUCAUUUCGAGUAUCAGUAUCCAUCAACAGAGGGGGAUGCAGUGCAAAUGAUUUGGCAAGCAGUUGCGCGCAAAUUAUCUCCUCUUCGAUUGAAACUUAACAAAGAGAGGAGAUAUUCUCACGAUCACGACUAGAAGAGAUAUUUUCAUGUACAUUGAUGUAUCAUUUACUUGUAGGAGUACCCAUGGAAUGUAGAAGAAUUUUCUUUAUAGGCUUCCAUUUAUAGUAAUAGCUGAUGAAUUUUGGCAUAUUACAGAAAAUCGUGUUUAAGUGAUAUAGAUAUCAAGGAUCUGUGCCUCUGUGAAAGUUUGAGAACAUGAGGUUGAAGUUUCUAAGUGGUUCCAGAUGCAAGAUUUUUUGAAUCAAGGACAUAAUAGCAAAUAAUGGAAUUUCAAAUUGUAUGUAGCA
Asparagus officinalis (garden asparagus) is the source of this 2317-nucleotide messenger RNA. Its product is annotated as probable arabinosyltransferase ARAD1. The record is from RefSeq and is a predicted model, not a curated record. NCBI's taxonomy places the organism in Eukaryota, Viridiplantae, Streptophyta, Magnoliopsida, Asparagales, Asparagaceae. Gene Ontology annotation, molecular function: glycosyltransferase activity. The transcript is spliced from 2 exons. The coding region runs from base 610 to 2043 and encodes 477 amino acids.